Messenger RNA from Microplitis mediator, 753 nucleotides. RefSeq names its product methionine-R-sulfoxide reductase B1 (gene SelR). The record is from RefSeq and is a predicted model, not a curated record. Lineage: Eukaryota; Metazoa; Arthropoda; Insecta; Hymenoptera; Braconidae. Gene Ontology annotation, molecular function: peptide-methionine (R)-S-oxide reductase activity. The transcript is spliced from 4 exons. The coding region runs from base 124 to 669 and encodes 181 amino acids. Gene Ontology annotation, cellular component: cytoplasm. Gene Ontology annotation, biological process: response to oxidative stress; protein repair.
GUAAUAAUAAAAUAAUGAUAACAACAACUCUAACCAUAUUUAUCUGCAGUGUUACUUAAAAAAAAAAAUAAAUAAAAUAACAAUAGGUUUAAAGUAAUAAUAACGUUCAAAUAAUUGGAGGGAAUGAAUAUUUGUCGAAAUUUAUUAAUUGGUGUUGUUAAACGGCCUGUCAUUCGUCAUUUUACUGUCACCCAAAUAGUAUUUCAUAAGGAAACUAAAAACAUGUCGGAUACAAACAAAGAGGAAUUGCGAAAACGAUUGACUCCUAUACAGUGGCAUGUCACUCAAGAGAAAGGAACUGAAAGACCAUUCACAGGAUGUUACAAUAAAUUUUAUGAAAAAGGAACCUAUACGUGUAUUGUAUGCGAUCAGGAAUUAUUUUCAUCAGAAACAAAGUAUGACAGUGGGUGUGGCUGGCCAGCAUUCAAUCAAGUGUUGGAUCAAGGAAAAGUCAAAUUGACCAAAGAUACUACAAAUGUUGGUGGCAAUCUACUAUUGCUGAUCGCAAACCCAGAUAUGGUGCGGACCGAGGUGACCUGUUCAAAAUGUGGAGCUCAUUUAGGCCACGUAUUCAACGAUGGCCCAAAACCGACAAGAACAAGAUUCUGCAUCAACUCCGCCUCUAUAAGCUUCCAUGAAGCCGGAGAAGCUAAAUCAAACAAGACGUAAUUUAUCAGCAUUUAUAUUUACAUAUUAUAUUAAGUAUAUUUGCACUUGAUCAGUUUAUUUUUUUUUCCUCUAUAAAAUAAUUAA